Molecule: messenger RNA, 477 nt
Organism: Brugia malayi
Lineage: Eukaryota; Metazoa; Nematoda; Chromadorea; Rhabditida; Onchocercidae
Exons: 3
Coding region: 1-477 (158 amino acids)
Source: RefSeq, a predicted model, not a curated record
AUGACAGCAUUUAUCAGCAAAGGUUGCAUCAAGAUUGUUGGUGCUAAACAUGACAUCAAGAUUGCUGGUGCUAAACAUGACAUCAAGAUUGCUGGUGCUAAACAUGACAUCAAGAUUGCUGGUGCUAAACAUGACAUCAAGAUUGCUGGUGCUAAACAGGACAUCAAGAUUGUUGGUGCUAAACAUGACAUCAAGAUUGUUGGUGCUAAACAUGACAUCAAGAUUGCUGGUGCUGUCGGAAAAACUAAAUUACAACAAUCCGUAGACAUUCCUUGGAUAAAUGUUCCAAUCCAUAUGGCUAUACGCGUAGCCAUGGCAUUCAAAGAAUUCAAAUGUCUUCGAUAUUUCCGAAUUGCACCAAUUAAAGGUAGAACAGAAAUUAAGCGAGUAUUGAACAAAUGUAUGGGUUCUCCCGGUCACGUCGAAUCUUCCGGACUCGAAUCAUAUGCUCUCGAUUAUUCACAAAGUUUGGAUUAG